AUGGCUUCUACCAUUCCCACAUGCUACCAAGUUUUUCAACCUUGUUCACUAAAUACCUCUCUUUUCACCAACUUUGCCACCAAAAGCAACAAUGAUAAUAACAUUAAUAUCCGACCUAGUAAGCUAACUGGUCUAAGGACACUCUCUUUCUCUUCUAUUAACCCUUCAGAUGAACAAGUAUCCAUAAAAAAGACAACAAAUGACCUGAAUUUUAAGGAUAAAACCACUAGAUUUCGAGUCAAAGGUCUUGUCAACAGGAUUAAAGCAUUAUCCUCUUCCAACAGAAAAACUGAGAUGCUACAAAACCUAGAGAAAGAUGCUGAAUUUCAAACUAUAUCAGAUUUCAAUCACCUUCUCAUGGCUCUAGUCAUUGCACAAGAGCCUGAUGUUUGUCUCAGGAUCUUCAAAAAGUUACCAUCUUUUCAACUUGUGCCAGAUUGUUGCACCUACUCCAUCAUGAUAAGGUGCUACUGUGAGAAAAAUGAUAUGGAUGAAGCUAAAAGAGCUUUGGACACAAUCCUGGAAAAAGGGUUUCUACCAAAUGAUGCAACCAUCACUGUUCUCAUAAAUUCCCUUUGCAAAAGGGGGAGAGUGAAGAAGGCUUUGGAGGUUUUUGAGCUCAUGGGCACAAUGGGUUGCAAGCCCAGUGUUAAAGCACAAAACUGCUUGAUGAAGGGGUUGUGUUAUGUGGGGAAGGUGGAAGAAGCAUUGGAGAUGUUGAUGGGUAUGAAGGAAACCUUGUUGGAGCCUGAUGUUUAUUCUUAUAAUGCUGUAAUGGAUGGGUUAUGUAAAGUGGGUCGUUCAGAUGAAGCAAUGGAGUUGCUCAAUGAAGCUGUUGGAAUGGGAUUGAUACCCAAUGUGGUCACCUUCAACACUUUGAUUCAAGGAUAUUCUAGGGAGGGGAGAUCAAUGGAGGGUGUUGCUGUUUUGAACCUGAUGAAGAAGCAUGAGUGUGUUCCUGAUUGUAUUACUUACAACACUGUGUUACAUGGGUUGUUAAAAUGGAAUGAGGUUCUAGCAGCCCUUUGGAUUUACAAGGAAAUGGUGAGACUUGGGUUUGAAGUGGAGGUGAGGAUGAUGGGGACUCUGGUGAGACGUUUGUGUAAAAGGUCAUGGAAGGAAAGAGGUCUGCUUCAAGAUGCAGUUGAAGUGUUUGAGAAAAUGAAAGAGAGGGAUUCAGUGGUUGACCAUAGGACACUUGAGGUGAUGGUCCAGGCACUGUGUGUGGGAAAGAAGUUUGAGGAGGCUUUGGCAAAUUUGAAUUAUAUGGUUAGAUUGGGCUAUUCUCCUGAACCAAUUACCUUUGCUGAAGUGAUUCAAGGCCUUUGUGCUACGGGAAGAGUGGAUGAGGCAGUGUCAACUUUGCUCCUUUUGAGUGCAAAUGGAGGAAUUCCCAAUAGAAUUUAUUAUGACGUGUUAAUCAAAGAACUCAAUGCACAAGGGAGAUUAUCUUGUGCUUCCAAGAUGUUUGGUGCUGCACUGAAGCAAGGUCUUCUUCCCAGAAGGGAACCUCUGCUGUGUAAAUGUUAUGAAGAGGGAGGAACUGUAAGCUAACCAAGGGGAGUUAGUCAGCACAAGCCAGAUUAGAGAUUCUGACAUUGAAAUUCAAUUAUAAUAUACCACUAAGUGAAUGAAGAAUUUCGUGUAAAUGGUAAUAAGGUUUGGGAACGGGAAGAAAGGAGCAAGCUAUGA
Messenger RNA from Gastrolobium bilobum, 1692 nucleotides. RefSeq names its product pentatricopeptide repeat-containing protein At5g64320, mitochondrial-like. The transcript has a single exon. The record is from RefSeq and is a predicted model, not a curated record. Gene Ontology annotation, molecular function: protein binding. Lineage: Eukaryota; Viridiplantae; Streptophyta; Magnoliopsida; Fabales; Fabaceae. The coding region runs from base 1 to 1554 and encodes 517 amino acids.